AUGGAGACAGUCUACACCAUCGACGAGCUCGACCGGUUCCGGCUCAGCAACCCCGACUACAUCUACUCCCUCCGGAAGCGCUACACCACGCAGCAGGACCUGCUUCUGCGCCUCCGCUUACAGUUAAUCAGCAAGAGUCCAUUCUACGGCUCAGGGAACACGAAAGAGCUAAAGGAUCUGCUGAAGGGAGCGAAGGGUCGAGAGGCGUUGGCGCUACCGCGGAAGGAUGAUGUGAGGUGGCAUACAUUUACGACCGAACAGCAUAAAGAGGCGAAGGCGUUGGUGGGGGGCCUGAAGGAGGGGGAGGGCGAUAUAGAGAAGAUUGUGGAGGAAUUGGAAAGGUUUGUGCUGGAUUGUGGGUGGGGGGAAUGA
Molecule: messenger RNA, 372 nt
Organism: Morchella sextelata
Lineage: Eukaryota; Fungi; Ascomycota; Pezizomycetes; Pezizales; Morchellaceae
Exons: 1
Coding region: 1-372 (123 amino acids)
Source: RefSeq, a predicted model, not a curated record